Molecule: messenger RNA, 2825 nt
Organism: Mesocricetus auratus (golden hamster)
Lineage: Eukaryota; Metazoa; Chordata; Mammalia; Rodentia; Cricetidae
Gene: Steap3
Product: STEAP3 metalloreductase
Exons: 5
Coding region: 39-1616 (525 amino acids)
Biological process (GO): copper ion import
Cellular component (GO): endosome; plasma membrane
Molecular function (GO): ferric-chelate reductase (NADPH) activity; cupric reductase (NADH) activity
Source: RefSeq, a predicted model, not a curated record
GCCACCCAGCCUGAGGGGCCCAGCUUCUGAAGAGCAACAUGGCUGCCAAGGCCCAUGGUCAGCAGGGGUCUUGCCCCACCAUCUCCUCACAAGGCUACGGAGAAUCGCCAGAGAAGGACAGUGCAACUAACUCUAGACCUGCCACCGCAAUGUCGGGGGAGAUGGACAAGCCACUCAUCAGUCGCCGGCUGGUGGACAGUGAUGGCAGUCUGGCUGAGGUCCCCAACAAGUCCCCCAAAGUGGGCAUCCUGGGCAGUGGGGAUUUUGCCCGCUCCCUGGCUACACGCCUGGUGGGCUCUGGCUUCAGCGUGGUGAUAGGCAGCCGUAACCCCAAACGCACAGCUGGCCUCUUCCCCUCCGCAGCCCAAGUGACUUUCCAGGAGGAGGCUGUGAGCUCUCCACAGGUCAUCUUUGUAGCCAUGUUCCGGGAGCACUAUUCCUCACUGUGCAGUCUUAGUGACCAGUUGGCUGGCAAGAUCCUAGUGGAUGUAAGCAACCCCACCGAGAAAGAGCAUCUUCAGCAACAGCAGUCGAACGCCGAGUACCUGGCCUCACUCUUCCCCGCUUGCACUGUGGUCAAGGCCUUCAAUGUCAUCUCUGCCUGGGCCCUGCAGGCUGGCCCAAAGGAUGGGAACAGGCAGGUGCUCAUCUGCAGCGACCAGCUGGAAGCCAAGCACACCAUCUCAGAGAUGGCACGUGCCAUGGGUUUCACACCCCUGGACAUGGGAUCCCUGGCCUCAGCCCGGGAGAUAGAAGCCAUACCCCUGCGCCUCUUCCCUUCCUGGAAGGUGCCCACCCUUCUGGCACUGGGGCUCUUUGUGUUCUUCUAUUCCUACAACUUCAUCCGGGAUGUACUGCAUCCAUACGUGCGGAAGCAUGAGAACAAGUUCUACAAGAUGCCUUUGUCUGUGGUCAACACCACACUACCCUGUGUGGCUUAUGUGCUGCUGUCCCUGGUAUACCUGCCUGGUGUGCUGGCAGCUGCCCUUCAGCUGAGGAGGGGAACCAAGUACCAGCGCUUCCCGGACUGGCUGGACCACUGGCUGCAACAUCGCAAGCAGAUCGGGCUGCUCAGCUUCUUCUUCGGGGUGCUGCAUGCUCUCUACAGCUUUUGCCUUCCCCUGCGCCGCUCCCACCGCUAUGACCUGGUCAAUCUGGCUGUGAAGCAGGUCCUGACCAACAAGAGCCACCUCUGGAUUGAGGAAGAAGUCUGGCGCAUGGAGAUCUACCUCUCCCUGGGUGUGCUGGCCCUGGGUACACUGUCACUGCUGGCUGUCACCUCACUUCCAUCCAUUGCCAACUCACUCAAUUGGAAGGAGUUCAGUUUUGUGCAGUCCUCUCUGGGCUUCGUGGCCCUGAUGCUGACCACGCUGCACACACUCACCUACGGCUGGACCCGGGCCUUUGAGGAAAACCACUACAAGUUCUACCUGCCACCUACGUUCACACUCACACUGUUCCUGCCCUGCGUGAUCAUCCUGGCCAAGGGCCUCUUCUUCCUUCCCUGCCUCGGCCUCAGACUCGCCAAGAUCCGCAGGGGCUGGGAGAAGGAUAGUGCUGUCAAGUUCCUGCUGCCUGCCGAGCACACGCAGCGGGAGAAAACGAGCCACGUGUGAGGCAGGCCCUGGAAAUGGAGACAGGCACAGCUUGUGGGGGGUCCUGAGCUGGGUUCAGGUCUCUUUUCUGGACGCCGCAGUGGAGUGAUGAUAUAUGCAUAGGUGGUUGAGACCCAAAUGUCUGGGAUGCAGGUGAAAGCCAGGAUAUUCAGAACAACACACCACACAAGUGAUACGUAUUCAUAUAUAUUUCAUAUACAAUAGGAUUUGGUAUUAUUCUUACCUAACUAAAAAGGUGGGCCCAUAGAUUUCAACUUAUGUACUUCAAAGCAAGGGCCACACAGUAAACACCAGAUCCCACCCUUGUGACCUUUGCAGAGGCAGGCGCUCACUUGGUGUAAGAAAGAUUUGUAUUGUUGGGUUCUUUAAUCUCAGUUCUCUAUAUUCCCUGUUAGCUACAGCCUGAAGUUGUUGCAGAGCUGGGCCAAGAACUGCCCGGGUGCAGCCUACCCCACAUGGCUGGGCUAAGAAGGAGGCCCAGAGGAGCUAGGUGCAGACCCCCCCUUCCCCUGGGCAUGUGUGGGGAGGCUCACCACGAUGCCCUGGAAUCCAUGCAGGGCCUUUCUGUAGGUCAGUCCUUUCUCCAGGGAAGGGACUGAAGCUGCCCCAUCUGAUCCUAGCUGAGCUGAGGAGAUUGUCCCUCCUCCCCGAAAGUCCAGAGUCACCGUGCAGCCUGCAAAUUGAUCCUUCUGCAAAGGUGUGAAGUCACCUCCUCGCCCGAGCCAUUAAUGAACCUGGUCUUCAGAAGGAUAAUUGUUCUCCCUCCAUUAAGUUGAUGGUGACCCUUCUUUAAACCAUCGUGCCUUCUCACCUUUUCCAUCAUUAGUUUGGACAUCUCCCUGGAAGGCAUGAAGUAGACUCAUAGCAGCCCAAGGUGGCGUGGGUGGGGGCCCCAGGGGGUGGGCACUAGAGCUUUCAGAGAAAAAUCAACCAAACCAUCUCCUUGGAUGCAUCUCAGGGUUCGGGGACUGCCUUCCAUAAAAUUAGUUCCUAAGGAGAAUAACAGGGACCCCUUUCAAUUUACUCUGUUGCCUGUGGGUAGACAGCCCACCUUCUGAGCACCCAGAAACCACAUUGGCUGCAUCCUCCUCCUCUGGGGGUUCCAUAGCCCCCCUUUCCCUUCCUUUUGCCUCUCUCCCUCUCAGUUACAAACACAAAAGUCUGCAAAUAUUGUUUUUUUAUUCUUGAAGAGACCAUAUUCUCAUUUUA